This is a messenger RNA of Oncorhynchus nerka (sockeye salmon), 438 nucleotides long. RefSeq names its product transforming acidic coiled-coil-containing protein 2-like. The transcript has 4 exons. The record is from RefSeq and is a predicted model, not a curated record. The coding region runs from base 94 to 414 and encodes 106 amino acids. NCBI's taxonomy places the organism in Eukaryota, Metazoa, Chordata, Actinopteri, Salmoniformes, Salmonidae. Gene Ontology annotation, biological process: cell population proliferation; cerebral cortex development; mitotic spindle organization. Gene Ontology annotation, cellular component: cytoplasm.
CCUAUUCAUCCUACCUUUCAGAUCGUGUCCAAGGAGAAGGAGGUACUGGAAUGGCAGAGGAAGUACGAGGACAGUCGACAGGAAGUGCUGGAGAUGAGGAGAAUCGUGGCAGAGUAUGAGAAGACCAUUGCACAGAUGAUCGACGAUGAGCAGAAGGAUAAGUCUCUGUCUCACCACACCAUCCAGCAGCUGAUCAUAGAGAAGGACCAGGCUCUUUCAGACCUCAACUCUGUAGAGAAGAGUCUGGCUGAACUGUUCAGACGUUACGAGAAGCUGAAGGACGUCCUCGAGGGCUACCGCAAGAAUGAGGAGGUGCUGAAGAAAUGCGCUCAGGAGUAUCUGUCCAGGGUCCGUAAGGAGGAACAACGUUACCAGGCCCUGAAGAUCCACGCCGAGGAGAAACUAGACAAGUGAGUGCACCUCGCACACGCUGGUUGC